Salvia miltiorrhiza (redroot sage) is the source of this 582-nucleotide messenger RNA. RefSeq lists its product as uncharacterized. Lineage: Eukaryota; Viridiplantae; Streptophyta; Magnoliopsida; Lamiales; Lamiaceae. The transcript is spliced from 3 exons. The record is from RefSeq and is a predicted model, not a curated record. Bases 1 to 582 code for a protein of 193 amino acids.
AUGGCAGCCAAAGGAGAGAAGAAGCUUGCCGAGAAGAAAUCCGCCGCCGAGAAAUCUCCGGCGGAGAAGAAGCCCAGGGCCGGGAAGAAGCUACCGAAGGAGGCCGGCGAGGGGCCCCGCGCCUGGUGCGCACAGGGCCUCCGCCUAGCACUGGAAUCGCGAGUAGACAAAUGCGUCUAUCAUCUGUUCGAGACUAACUGCAACAAGAGAAAGGGACCAGAAAUUACGUCCUAUUCUCAGAAUUCCUCACUGCCCCAGAAUGCCAGAUCUCCUUCGCCUCAGAAUGAUUCCCCCGCGCAAAAAAUUGAAGUCUUGAACUCGACUAAUGCCACGAAUUCACCACAGAAAUCUGCCGUCAAUCAGACUUCCAGUGUUGAAACUGAAGUAUCGAAGCAAAAUCAAUCUCAAAUUCAAAAUAAAGUUAAAGUCUUGAAGCCGAAUCAGAUCACAAUUCCGGCCACAAAACCUCCCGAACCAGCUAACCCGACGGCGAAUUUGCCUCUGGAGCCAAGAACAUCUCUGCAAAUGGUUAAAAGGGAAUUGCGGAAAAGGGUGUGCCCAAGAAUCUCACUUCUUCUAUGA